Molecule: messenger RNA, 1307 nt
Organism: Hermetia illucens (black soldier fly)
Lineage: Eukaryota; Metazoa; Arthropoda; Insecta; Diptera; Stratiomyidae
Gene: mRpS22
Product: 28S ribosomal protein S22, mitochondrial
Exons: 4
Coding region: 94-1254 (386 amino acids)
Cellular component (GO): mitochondrial small ribosomal subunit
Molecular function (GO): structural constituent of ribosome
Source: RefSeq, a predicted model, not a curated record
AGUUUCUUUGACGGCGGCUGUCAAUCGGCAGCAACAGCUGUGGUUAUCGCGGAGGAGAGGUUUUCUGUUUUAGGAUUUCAGGCGUGAACCAAAAUGUCCUUUGGAAGUAAUUUGCGGAUGUUCGCCAAUAAGGCAAGUCUGUGCUGCAAUGUUAAUAAGGUGACGCUGGAGCUGUUUUCAAGAUGCAGUACAGUUGCAUUCUUGCAGUACGACAAGGACCCAGGUCCGAGUUUCAGCAACCCAGACGUCCAGAAACUACUAAAGUCUAUGACACGAGUGCAGCUGGAGAAAGUCUACAAGAAGCGAUCUGUUUCCGACAACACAGUGGAGUACAAAUUCAUGACGUCAGAGCAGUUGGAAAAACAAUUUCGCAAAGCAGCUGAGCGAGCAGAGAAACUGAUCCAAAUGCCUCCCAUCGUAAAGGUCAAAGAAGACUCCCAAAAAGUAAUUUCUCGCGACCCAGCCCUCACAAAUUUCUCCAACACUAAAUUUGUGAUUGCCGACAUAACGUACGGCGUAAACUCCUCCGACCGGAAAAUACUCGUCCGACAGACAGAUGGAACAUUGGAAUAUGCGCCGCUGUCUAUCCGGAAACGAAUAAACCAAAUAUACUUCCCGCACCCUGGCCGCAAAAUCCGUCUUCCCAGAAUGUUCGAACCGGAGCACUUGAAUCGUUGCCUCGCAAACUUUCAAUAUGAAUUCAUCCUGGACCGAGCCUGCGUUCAGUUUGACCCGUACGAAAAGGAGUACCAUGAAAUAACCACCAAAGUCUAUAAUCACAUCAACGAGAGCAAGAGAUUCGACGACUUGCGCUCGACUCGACAUUUCGGCCCAAUGGCAUUUUACUUCGCUUGGCAUCAAAUCAUAGACGAUCUCCUCUACGAUAUGAUCAAGCAGGACUAUCUGAAGAACGGAGCAGAGCUGGUUGCCUUGUACUACCAGUUAAAUGGCAUCGAUUAUGAUAAGAGCAUCCAUGAAAAAUUGGAGACUCUUGUGCAGCCACAAAGCACAAUUCAGAGUGUUCUGAAACCGAAGGCAUCUGACGACAUGCACGAAGAAAUCAAGAAUGCUAUUGGGAAAUCCGCCGAAGAUUUCACUGCGGACGAUAUUUCUUUCGAGUUUAUUGAGACAUUUGUGAAAACGAAGGCUCUGAAGAAAGUCCAGCUCGAGUUGGCUUUGCAGGCGCUGCGAGAAACAAAUGACGAGAAGAAGAAACUCUACCACGGUCUAAAGAAGGCACAUGGAAUUAGUUAAGAUUAGUUUGUGGUCAUUCUGUUGAUAAUAAAAGUGUUGGUUAGGAAUCGAAA